GCGGGGUGUCAUGGCGGCCUGCAGGCAGUGCUGCUCGUAUCUGAGGCUCCGGCCGCCGGGCUGCGGUCCCCUCGGUCCCCUCGGCCGGCCCGGGCGGAGUCGGCCGCUCACCUAUUUGCAGGCGCGAGCGCUGUGGAGCAGCACCGGGUCCCGAACGGUGGCCGUGGACCUGGGCCACAGAAAAUUAGAAAUAUCCUCUGGAAAACUGGCAAGAUUUGCAGAUGGCUGUGCAGUGGUACAGUCAGGCGACACAGCAGUGAUGGUCACAGCAGUCAGUAAAACAAAGCCUUCACCCUCCCAGUUCAUGCCCCUGCUGGUUGACUACAGACAGAAGGCUGCUGCAGCAGGUAGAAUCCCCACAAACUACCUUAGACGGGAGAUUGGCUCUUCUGACAAAGAGAUUCUUACAAGUCGAGUAAUAGAUCGUUCAAUUCGACCUCUCUUUCCAGCUGGCUAUUUUUAUGAUACUCAGGUAAUAUGUAAUCUGCUAGCAGUAGAUGGCAUCAAUGAACCCGAUGUCCUAGCAAUUAAUGGUGCUUCUGUAGCCCUCUCCUUGUCAGACAUUCCUUGGAAUGGACCUGUCGGGGCAGUACGAAUAGGAAUGAUUGAUGGAGAAUGUGUUGUUAACCCGACAAGGAAAGAGAUGUCUUCUAGCACUUUAAAUUUAGUGGUUGCCGGAGCACCUAAAAGCCAUAUUGUUAUGCUGGAAGCCUCAGCAGAAAACAUUCUACAGCAGGACUUCUGUCAUGCUAUCAAAGUUGGAGUGAAGUAUACCCAGCAGAUAAUUCAGGGCAUCCAGCAGUUGGUAAAAGAAAUUGGUGUUGCCAAGAGGACACCCCAGAAGAUAUUCACCCCUUCACCAGAGAUUGUGAAGUAUGCUCACAACCUCGCCAUGGAGAAACUCUAUGCAGUUUUUACGGAUUAUGAACAUGAUAAAAUUUCUAGAGAUGAAGCUGUUAACAAGAUAAGACUAGACACAGAGGAGCAACUAAAGGAAAAAUUUCCAGAGGUCGACCAAUUUGAAAUAAUAGAAUCCUUCAAUGUUGUUGCAAAGGAGGUUUUCAGAAGUAUUAUUUUGAAUGAAUACAAAAGGUGUGAUGGACGGGAUUUGACUUCACUUAGGAAUAUAAGUUGUGAGGUAGAUAUGUUUAAAACACUUCAUGGAUCAGCAUUGUUUCAAAGGGGACAGACACAGGUGCUCUGUACUGUUACAUUUGAUUCAUUAGAAUCCAGUAUUAAGUCAGAUCAAAUUAUAACAGCUAUAAAUGGGGUAAAAGAUAAAAAUUUCAUGCUGCACUAUGAGUUUCCUCCUUAUGCAACCAAUGAAAUUGGCAAAGUUACUGGUGUAAAUAGAAGAGAACUUGGGCACGGUGCUCUUGCUGAGAAAGCUUUGUUUCCCGUUAUUCCCAAAGAUUUUCCUUUUACCAUAAGAGUCACAUCUGAAGUCCUUGAGUCAAACGGGUCAUCUUCUAUGGCAUCUGCAUGUGGUGGAAGUUUGGCAUUAAUGGAUGCAGGGGUCCCAAUUUCAUCUGCUGUUGCAGGUGUAGCAGUGGGAUUGGUUACCAAAACCAAUCCAGACAAAGGGGAAAUAGAAGAUUAUCGUUUGCUGACAGAUAUUCUGGGAAUUGAAGAUUACAAUGGUGACAUGGAUUUCAAAAUAGCCGGUACAAAUAAGGGAAUAACUGCAUUACAGGCUGAUAUUAAAUUACCUGGAAUACCAAUUAAAAUUGUAAUGGAAGCCAUUCAGCAAGCAUCAGUGGCAAAGAAGGAGAUUUUACAGAUAAUGAACAGAGUAAUUUCAAAACCUCGAGCAUCUAGAAAAGAAAAUGGACCAGUCGUAGAGACAAUUAAAGUUCCAUUAUCAAAACGAGCAAAAUUUGUUGGACCGGGUGGAUAUCACAUAAAAAAACUUCAGGCUGACACAGGUGUAACAAUUAGUCAGAUUGAUGAAGAAACCUUCUCCAUAUUUGCACCAACACCUAGUGCAAUGCAUGAGGCAAGAGACUUCAUUACCGAAAUUUGCAGAGAUGAUGAAGAGCAACAGUUAGAAUUUGGAGCAGUUUAUACCGCUACAAUAACUGAAAUCAGAGAUACUGGCGUAAUGGUAAAACUGUACCCAAACAUGACUGCUGUGCUACUUCAUAACACGCAACUUGACCAGCGAAAGAUUAAACAUCCCACUGCCCUAGGAUUAGAAGUUGGUCAAGAAAUUCAGGUCAAAUACUUUGGCCGUGAUCCAGCUGAUGGAAGAAUGAGGCUUUCCCGCAAAGUCCUUCAGUCUCCAGCUAUAACUGCUGUCAAAACUCUAAAUGAUAGAAGCAGCAUUGUAAUGGGAGAGUCUAUGUCACAGUCAUCAUCUAACUCUUCCCCUUGACUCCUUUUGGAAAUGGGACUGUAAACUGCUAAUAAUUUGGGAAAAAAUGAAGCCAGUUCUUGGAACUCAAGAGGGGUACCACAGAAUUUAAAUGGACAGCUCACUAAUGCCAACAGCAGAAGCACCCUCAUUUCUGCAUAAACCAGCAGCCUACCAUUCGAGCCAGACUUCCCUUCAUCUUUAUUCAAAUCAUGGUCGUUUUUCAUAAUUUCUAAUGAUACUUUUGUUUUUGCUUUUUUGGGAGGCAGCAUUUCUCUGUGUCGCCAAGGGUGUCCUGGAACUUGCUUGGUAGACCAGGCAGGCCUUGAACUCAGAUCCACCCGUGCCUGCCUCCUGAGCGCUGGGAUUAAAUGUGUGCACCACCACCACCAGGCCCUGUAAUUAAGUUUUUAAUCUGAGCCUAUCAUAUGCCAAAGACUAAUUUAUAGUACCUGAAUACUGCUAUUUGCAAAUUGAUCUUUUAUGACCUUUUUUUGACAUACCAUGAAUUAGUGUUCAAAUUUAUAUAUAUAUAUAUUUGUUUUGUGCACUUAGAAGCCAUUGUAUGUGUGUGGGGAUCUGGACAACUUGUAGGAUGUUGGUUCACUCACACUGUGUGGGUUCCAGGAGACAAACUCAGGGCAUCAGACUUCACAAUAAUCAUUGUACCUUUCCUUGCUCAGCCAUCUGACUUGCUUAAAUUAUGGUUUUUAUGUGACUAUUUUCUUUCCCUUCCAAAACAUUUUAAAUUUCUGGAUCUAAGAUAGAAGCGUGAACAUGCGCCGCCCUCUGUUGGGCUCAGCCAAGUGUCACAUUCACUCAGCAGCUGCUAUGGACUGAGCACUAGGCAUGGACAGGGGAUGUCCGCCAACAGCCGAAGCUCGUGUUCACUUCUGCUCGAGAAAACCGGCAGUAAGCAAGGAUGUAACAUCUGACAAAGAAGCAGGUACUGUAAUAGAGGAGUUGGAGUCAUCUGUCCUACUGCUGCAGUGUAGACUAUGAACAAGAUCAGCUUGGGGAGGGAAAGAUUUAUUUGGCUUACACUGCCCAGAUCACAAUCUGCUGAGGAAAGCUAAGGGAAGAAAGUAAAACAGGUUAUGAGGAAUACUUUUACUGGCUUGCCCCCAAUAUAUAUAUAUUUUGGUGGGGGGGGGGGGGUAUCAAGACAGGGUUUCUCUGUAGACCAGGCUGUAAAGGUGUGCGCCACCACCGCCCAGUAGCCCCGCCUGCUCUCUUAUGCCAUCUAGGACCAACUACCCCAGUGAACUAGGCCCCGGCACAUCAAGCAUUAAUCAGUAAAAUGCCCCCAUAGCCUUGACAAUUGGCCAAUCAGAUGGAAGCAUUUUCUUGUUUGAGGCUCCCUUUCCCCAGAUAAUCCUGGCUUGUAUAAAG
Microtus ochrogaster (prairie vole) is the source of this 3745-nucleotide messenger RNA. RefSeq names its product polyribonucleotide nucleotidyltransferase 1 (gene Pnpt1). Gene Ontology annotation, cellular component: cytosol; mitochondrion. Gene Ontology annotation, molecular function: 3'-5'-RNA exonuclease activity; RNA binding; polyribonucleotide nucleotidyltransferase activity. Gene Ontology annotation, biological process: mitochondrial mRNA catabolic process; mitochondrial RNA 3'-end processing. The transcript has 29 exons. The record is from RefSeq and is a predicted model, not a curated record. The coding region runs from base 11 to 2374 and encodes 787 amino acids. Lineage: Eukaryota; Metazoa; Chordata; Mammalia; Rodentia; Cricetidae.